GGCUACGAAUUAAAUCUGGUACGACUACGAGAUUUUUUCGGUUAAAUAUCUGCUGCUACAGACUUUCUAUCGCCCUUUCUUUUGCAUACCCUUUCUUUAUGGCCUCUUUAUAGCAACAGUUACGCCAAACCAUGUACUAUAUAUAAUACAGUAGACACCGCCUAUGAUAGAAACAUGACAGUCGAUACUAAAGUGACGAAAAACUGUAUAUUUCUACUUCCAAAGCAAAAUAUUUUGCACUGGCACUUCAGGUAAAGCGAAAAGUACAAGGUGUGUAUGAUUUCGCACAAAUAAACCGUAAACAAACAUCAAACUAUUAAACUAACUCACGGGAAGCUCUUAAUCAUAAUACUAUUUAUAUUAAAUGUUGCCAAUGUUUGUCUGAGUCUUCGCGGGGGGUCGAAUUUUCGUGACGUCAAUUGCGGACAACGCUAUUGAUACUGAUUUCAAAUGAUUAAAGCCAUGUAAUAAUUAUCCCAUGCAACUGUUAGGAAGGGCGAAAUUUUGAACGGAGGACGAAAAUCCUAAAGAAAAGGUGAAGUUUCUAAAGGGGGGCGAAUUUCCUAAAGGGGGGCGAAAUUCCUAGGAUUUUCGCCCCCCGGGGUGGGCGAUAUUCCUAGGAAUUUCGCCCCCCGGGGGGCGAAAAUGUAGGGGGGGCGAAAAUCCUGGGACACCGGACAAAUUAAGAAUAAGUGGAGCCCGCCAAGGUCUCGUAUGCCUUCCCGAAUUCAUGCGGCGAGUGGACCGAUUUUACACACCAAUGCAAGUCAUGCAAAGUCAUUCGCGCGCGCUUCUCUCACUUCCCAGUGCGCAUUUUCUUCCGCUUUCCUCAGAUUCCAAGUGCGCCCUUGAGCUUGAAAUAUUGCGCAAUAGCUUUUCAGAAGCGCGGUUGAUUUCGAAAGUGCGCGUUUCCGUUCGGAACAUUUCCAAAAUUUGCGCGUCCAUACGCGCGCAUUUCGUCCGACCAGACGCGCAUUUCGUCCGAAAUUGCGCACCCGAGAUCUCGGCUGCGCAAUACAAACUUUCCAGUCAGUCUGGAAUUGCAAGCCACUAGUAAUGAUCUGUUUGGACGAACUUGGGCCCACUGCCGAGUGCGUAGUUUGUCCUGACAAAUGAUCAGGAAAAUAUCAGGCAUGAUUUACUGAUCCAGAAGCAUAAUUCAGUUAAGAAUUCUUGUUGUAAAAAUUGCAGCCCAGCAUGCAGUUACAGGCGACGUCACGAUCGUGUGAUCAUGUCACGUUGAGAAAGUCAAUUUUUGUCCUAAAUUUAAAACGAAACAACAAGGUAUCACCUUACGAAGAAGUCGGAAAAUCGCGCAGAAACACUCGUAGACAAGUCAACAAUGUAUUUUUGCAAACCGCUGCUUAUAGCAUAUAUUCUCUCGAUUAGUUUGAGCGCAUUUAUGUUGUGUUCAGGUAAGAGCGCAGAAGAAUGGAAAUCUAGAAUAAUCUAUCCGCUUUUACCCGUCUGAUAAGGUACCCAGUACAAAAUGUACAGAUAUGCGUGGCUGGUGUGGUGGCACCUUCAAAGGUAGGUAGACACAUUUCAUAAUACUAGAAUCAUCCGUCUUAGUGCUGUAAAUACAAGAUGAAAUAUCCAAAUGAAUCGUGAUGUCCAGAAACAUACCAUCCAUACCAUAUUGGCAUCGGGUUGCUCAAAAAACCCAUCACUGCAUGCACUGUUUGUUUUGUAUGUAUAUCUAUUGUUGGAUAGCUCUCGAUCCGUAAGCUUGGAUCUUCAUCAGACAUCACUGGUAUUAAAUGAAAAGAAUUUACAUCGCCUUCUCACACAACUGCACUGUUAGCGCUCUGCUUUAGUGAAACCAAGUGACCAAUUCUAAAAUUGGUUACUACUUGGCAGGCAGAGGGUAAUUAUCUAAAGGGAAACGUUUAAACUCCUCCAUCCCUCCCUUAUCAAAAUAAGUUAAUUUACAUAUUUUUUCUCCCCAAAGCUGCCAGAUUGUGGUUUGCAGUUCAAUAAACACUGCUAGUUCUCAGGCCAUCUCGGUCAAUAUCAUUGACUAUAUGACUAUCAUUGGAUAUAUUCCGAGUGGCUGUAUCGAUGGUGAACACAGAUCCUAAAUGAAAUUGCACAAUGCGUGGUUUUUCCUCAGCAUCGAAAUCGUUUUUCUUUUCAAAGGUAUUCAAAACCAUCUUGAUUACAUCACAGACCUGGGUAUGAACGCUAUUUGGAUCUCUCCUGUGGUACUCAACACCGACAAGGGCUUUCAUGGUUACUGGGCUAAAAACCUUUACGAAAUAGAGCCACAUUUUGGAACAAAAGAAGAACUAAACGCCUUAGUAAAGGCCUGCCACGAACGCGGCGUUUGGGUGAUGGUUGAUGUCGUUGCAAAUCACAUGGGGUAUCCCCCUGGAGCUGAUUGGUCUACUCCAUGGGACUCGAAAUUAUUUGAUAACUUUUACCAAUACAUGUAUCCCUUUAAUAAGUCUGAAUAUUACCAUCCUAAUCACCCCUACAUAAAGUGGCCAGAAGAAUGCCAUGAUUAUAAGAAAAUCCAACAGUAUUGGUUGGCAAAUCUCGCAGAUUUGAAUCAAAGCCAUCAAUUCGUAAGAGAAACGCUUUUUCAUUGGAUUAAAUACCUCAUAACGGAAUACAAUUUCGACGGGUGCAGAAUAGACACUGUUAUACAAGUGCCCAAACUGUUUUGGAGCGAGUUUCAAAAAGCUGGCGACGUAUUCAUGCUAGGUGAAGCGAACAAUGGUCCUCCCCCUUGCGGAAGUUUAAAUUUUACCGCAAGUUUUCAAGGUCCUUUGAAUUCUGUGCUUGAUUUCCCCCUCUUCUGGACAAUGCGAUAUAUUUUCCAGGAAAAAAAGAAAGAUUUUACUGCGUUGAGUAAAUAUUUGAAAAAAUCAAGGAAACGUUAUUUGGAUAGGUAGGUUGGUAAUGUUAUAGGCAGGCAAUGAUCCGAUUGUAAUCGCACUGUAAAAAUUGGCCGGUCUAGCUGCCGGUCUGCGCGGGGAACAUGCAGAAUUUCUCAACUAAAUUUAUGUCCGCGCAUUUCCAUACAAAUCGUAAAAAUCCACAUAUUUUUGAUGAAUCAUGAAUGCGUUUAUUUAGUCUCAUGUGUGUUGAAAGGCAACUGUAUCCACAAGAACACAGUACUUUGCAUACUAUAAUCUAUAAGACUAUAUCAUGCAUGCAUACUAUAAUCUAAGUACUAUACUACUUGUAUUCAUUUUCAAAUGUUCUGCCUUCAUUUGAGCGCAACUGCAUGGGGGAAAUUCUCCCCGUGCAAUAAUAUAAAUUCACAUUCUGGCGCGGGCGAUAGGUCCGCUAUAGGAAAAUCAUCCUGAGUCACAAAAAUCAUCCUCGUAUAAAUAUUCUUUUUUUCUCAUUCUUGAGGUCUGUCACUGGAUGUUUCAUCGACAACCAUGACCACUACAGAUUUCUUUUUAAAAACCCAAGUUAUGUCUACGUGUUUAUGUCUCAAUGUAUUCCCAUACUUUACUAUGGAACAGAACAAGGAUUUAACGGCGGAGACGACCCGAACAAUCGAGAAUCGCUGUGGCCAUAUUUGAACCAAACUCACGAACUGUACACCUUUAUCAAACGUCUCCUCCAAAUUCGUAGAAGUCUUACCAGCAAGUGGUUAAAAACAGCUCAAAUUGAAAGAGAUGUCAGCUCUAAAAUGUAUUCGCUCUCUCGGGGUGGAAUUGUCAUGGUUAUAACAACAGAAUCCAAAACCAUCUCGACAGAGAUAAAGUCGCAUCCUUACAAAUCUGGUCAAGUGUUGCAAAACUUGCUUAAUACUAUGCAGGCAUUCAGUGUUUCAGCAACAGGAGAAUUGAAAGUUGUGCUAAAGGACGGUGAACCACUUAUUUUGGCGACCAACAGUGCUGGUGGUACAGAGUUGUGGCUUGGUUUUUCGUAUUUUAGCAUAAUUAUUGUUUCUUUAAUAUGUCAAUUAUGAGCUAGCUUUAACUGAGUUUCCUGUGUCUUGUACAUUCCUUAGUUUUGCUUGUAUGACUAUAUUAACAGGACAUUCAAAAAAAAUUUGUCAGCUAGUGGUAGAGAGAGGGGUGGCAUCCAGGAAUAGGGACAGGUGGUUUAGUGGUUAACUGGAAAAGCAUGAUGUUAUCAGUCUAUCCCCAGAAUGUCUUAUUAAAAGUUCACUGUUUUUAUUAAAAUGUAGAAUAUAGAGUUGCAGAGAAUUGUAAAAUAAAGAUAAAAACAUUCACUUGCUGUCCUUUCUGAUAAAAUGUUUUUGGCGAUUGUUUGCACUUUUGGUAAUUUUUGACGCAAUAUUUGGCAAAGCGACUGAAUAACAAGAUGGCCGAUAUUUCAAAGCUUCAAAAAGCAGCUUGUAAAGCGAUCGACGAUUCCGCAUCAGAGCUGAAUAAUUUAGCUCAAGAAAUAUGGAACCAUCCAGAGCAAAAUUUUCAGGAAAAAUUUGCGCAUCAUCUUUUAACAAAGUUUUUAAAAGAUAAAGGUUUUGCAGUCACGUCUGACAUUGGUGAUCUCAAAACUGCAUUCCGAGCUGUGUACAAUGGCGGUACAAAGGGGCCUACUGUUGGAAUAGUGUGCGAAUAUGAUGCUUUGCCAGAGAUAAAUCAUGCAUGUGGUCAUAAUCUGAUUGCAGAAGCUGGAAUUGCUGCUGCUUUGGGUGGGUAAUUUGUAUAUAUUGUAAAUUACACGCCAGGGUGCAUUCCGUGUAAAUCUCACGCCGAAGAUAAUCUGAGGUAGUGUUACCGUGCGCCAAGCAUUGAACUAUAAAUAAACUGGAAGGCUAACUGCUAUGAUGAAGGCCUAUGAUCUUAUGAAGCCAAAAUAGUUUUUCUGAGUUAUGAGCAGAAAUACUUGACCCCAAACGACGGGCUAUAUAUCAAAUUGAAGCUAUUGAAAAUUGCUAUUCGGUGUGGAAAUUUCAAGACUUCAGCGAAAAGAAAAAUAUUUAAAAAAUACAAAAACAACUGCAAAACGGCAAAUUAUCGGUAAUUAUGUUUGUAGUUUUUCAAUAUUUCCCUUUUAGCUAAAGUCUUGAAAUUUCUACACCAAAUAGCGUUUUUCAAUAGCUUCAAUUUGAUAUAUAGCCCAACGUUCAGUGUUGAGUAUAAUUUUCUGCUCAUAACUCAGAAAAACUAAAAUGCACUGGCUUCAAUUUCCCCCCCUGAGUUAGCCUUCCAGUUUAUUUAUAGUUCAAUGGCACCAAGUGAGGUCAACUUAUGCGCCAGCUGAUCGCGGGCACCAUGAUUUUUCAUUAAUAGUUAGUUGCUUAAAAUUAAAAUUUAAACUUGCUAAAAAGACGUGCAAUGCACUGAUGAAUAAAAUGUUUUUCUGUUGAGCAAUGAUGAGUGUUGUUACUGUUGUAUCACAAGUUAUAACCACCAUUUAGCUACUAUUACAACCAGAAACACAAAUUUCUCGAGUCCCUAAAUAAUUAUAGAGGCCAAUUACCAGGCGAUUAUUAAUACUCAAAGUCUCGCUUAAACAUUUGAUGCUGUGCCAACCACCAAAACUAAAAACUUGUGCACCAACCUCGACGUGAUUGUGCGCCAGCAAUUCAAAACUUACGCCGAAGAUCUUCCACAAAACGUGCAUGGAAUGCACUCUGGAUUACACGGAACAAUUUUUAGCAAGCCCCCCGAGGGCUUAUCAUAGGAAAUAUCAUAGGAAUCCUCACCUCCCUCCCAGGGGGGAAAUUUCCUAUGAUAUUUCCCCCAUGUUAAAGUCACCCCCGGCCCCUCUAAAUUUGAUGUACAUAAGACAAAUUACAAAGCUUGUAAAAUGAGAAAUAUUUUUGGUUUUCUCGAUGUUCUGUUUUAUAUUAUUUCAGGCAUAAAGGCUGCGAUUGAAGCAUCAAAUAACACUCUUGGCACUCUGGUUGUGUUGGGAACACCAGCAGAAGAAGGCGGUGGUGGAAAAAUAUUUAUGAUUGAAGAAGGAUCCUUUGAUGAUCUCGAUUUCUGCAUGAUGGUUCAUCCAACUGCUUUCGAUUCAGCCACGCCAUUGAUUCUUGGCUGUAAUGAUGUACUAAUCAAGUAUCAUGGUCAUUCUGCUCACGCUGCAGCAUUCCCCUGGGAAGGCGUGAACGCAUUAGAUGCUGCUGUUGCAUGUUACUCAUCUUUAAGCAUGUUACGACAGCAGAUGAAGCCGACAUGGAGGGUACAUGGUGUGUUUAAGGAUGGUGGUGUUAAACCAAACAUUAUUCCUGAAACAUCUGAGUUGAGGUAUUACUUCAGAGCUCCAAACAAUGACGACCUCAACGUUUUAUUAGAAAAAGCCAAAGGAUGCUGGGAAGGUGCUGCAAGUGCUACAGGUAAAUAGCCCAGUUCCAUUUUUGGUAAUACACCCUAUCGGUAAGUACGUCAAUUUGGCUAUAGAGCCUCAUUUUCAUGUACAGUAUGUGACAUUUGGGUUUAACUGUGUGAUAUUUAGGAAGGCCAAUCUAAAGUCUGGUUUAGCCUAUAAACAUUUUGUGAUCAAUAUUUUUAUGUAGGAUGCACUGUUGAAACAGAGCCUCGUGUGUUUGGUAAGAGUAAAUCAAAUUACUGUGCCAUGAAGCAUAACCAGGUAUUAGCCAAGCUAUACCAGAAACAUGCCGAAUCCUUGGGUGUGAAAUUUCUACCAGAAGGAGAAGCAGAAAACACAUUACUUGGUUCAACUGACAUGGCAAAUGUAUCACAAGUGAAGCCUUCCAUUCAUCCUGUAUUCACCAUCAAUUCCUCUGCGGUUAUACACACUCGCGAGUUCAACGAGGCCGCAGGCAAACCUGAAGCUCAACCGAAGACCUUGAUUGCUGGGAAGUCCAUGGCAAUGACAUCAAUUGAUGUACUAGGGGACUCAAAGCUGUUGAAUUCAGUAGUCACAGAAUUUAAGCAGAAAACUUGAACACAUUAAAUUAAUUAAAGAAAUAUUUUUCAAUUUUAUAUGGAUUAAUUUUUAUACAUGAUUAAUUAAUAGCAAAGUGAACACUCGGUUAUCCUUACUAGAAACCUACAUAUUCAAGUCACAAAAAAGGUUGAAAGAUACAUUGUGUGAAAUACGAUUAAUUUAGGAAUGAUAGAAAUUUAGAAUUUGUGUAAAAGCUGUCAAGUGGUAAAACUGCAGAAGGCUUUGGUGUGUGUUAACAAUCAAUUAAAUUAUUAUUUUUAAUGACAGGUAUGAUGCUUUGAAUUAUCCAUUAUAAUUGCACUACAGUAUAUAUGUAAAUGUUCAGCUAUUAAGCAGCACACUACAGUUAUGUAGAAAAAUCUGGUUUUAUUAACAAAACUGUUAAAUUAAACAACACUAAAGUUAACUACUGUAUACCAUUCUACUGCUAAUUACAUAUGUUUUAUUUGCCACAAUUGUUCUAAUUUAGAUUCCCUUUAAUUAAAAUAAUUCCAAGUCUACAUAUAAGUACUACCAUUUAAUUCCUAAAGCAGUGACAUUCUUUUCAACAGCAUGGUAGCUUGUAUGAAGAACCUCCUUGCAUUUCUCAGAAUUUUGACCACCAAGCCAUUCCUUGUAAAACCCUUGCACAUGCUCAUCUUCCUCUGGCCUGUAACACUUCAAUGAACUGUAAAGUUUAGCAACCCUUUCAAUCAACUCCUUGGACGACUCCUCGCCAGUGGGCCUGAUUUGACCUCCCCCGUUAACACAUCCAGACGGACACGCCAUCACCUCGACAAAAUGGUACGGACACUUGUUCCUCUUGAGUUUCUGCACUAGAUUUUGGAUAUUUCGAAAACCAUAUGCAAGGGCAAACUUAAGAACUGUUUUUCCUUCAUGUUCAAGCACAACUUCCUGAAAGUCUUUAUUCCGUAAAGUCUUAUAUGUCAGAUUUUCAACCUUCAUCCCAAAUAUUUCUUGUGCAGCAUAAUGAAAAACAUGCUCAAGGUAGCCCCCAGAGCCACUGCCACCGUGGUUUAGAAUUUCAUCAUCAUUACCCAUCCCGAAUAAAUCGUCUAAUUUAUGCGGAGCUAAGCUUGGAAAGUCAACUGCCUUUUCCUCAAACAUUUGUUCAACCUCAAGGGAGGUUAUAACACAAUCCACAUCCCUUGUUCGGUAAAGGUCGUCAUAAAAAUCUUCCCGAGAUGCUUCUAACUUCUUAUCAUAACAAGGCAUGACCGUGACGUGGUACACCUUAUCAGGUGAUUUCUCUGUGGUGCUCUCAAGAUACUGUUUCACUAGGCUACCCAUAACCUGUUGUGGUGAUUUGGUUGUGCUUAUGUAUGGCAGUAUAAACUCGCCAUGGGUUUUCUCGGCAUAACAUAUCCACCCGGGGCACGCCGAGGUGAACAAGGGAGCGACUUUAGUCUGGGUGUGGUUAUCUUGAUAUUUUUCAACAAACUCUUUCUGAAUUUCAAUUAAACUAAAAUUCCGUGCCGAGGUUGUAUCGAACACAUAAUGCACCCCUAAAUCUUUAAAAAACCUUGUAAGCUUUAAAGCUGUUUCCUUUAUACUCAAAUUAAAUUUUGCAGCUAUGGAUGCUCUAGAUUGGGGAGAAAUACUGACAACGAUUAACUUUUGGUCAAGUUCUGAGAACUUAGAGUUGUCUUCGAUGAUUUUGUACAAUUCAUGUUGGCUUUGCUGCGUGAUAAGCACACUUUCCGCUGAGGUAAUGCAGCCACUGCAUGCCAGGCAGUCAUUCAGAGUUAUUUUUGCUUUUUCUAAUUUUGUUUUAUUCCCGACGUUAUUCAGCUGAUAGUAGCUUCCAUCGUCUUCAAUCUGAAUUUUAGCGACUCCUCCUUCGCUUUUUUCUAUCUUCACGGGCUUAACGCAUUCUUGCGAAGGAGUAAUAAAAUCGUCUAAAUCUGUGAGUUGUAAAACUCCACUAAAUUUCGCCAUUUUGGUUUCUCAACUACCACUUCAUACAAAGUACAAUUCCUUUGUAAAAUGGUUUCGUCCUCUGGGUUUCGUCAAUGUGUGUAUUAAACUUGUAUAUUAAAUUUAAUUCAAUUUUUUUCAACAGAGUUUUACGAAUUAUGAAUAAAAAUUAAUACAAAUUGCACAAGUAUGGAAAAUCUUACUCUAGAAUAAAGCAAAUAUGUAAAACGUUUUAAUAAACACUUUAGUUUAUUAGCAUUCUUUAUUUGCCUUCCAUUUAUUCAAAAUUUCCUUUCUAAAUUUUCUUCACGUGGCAGCCACGUACCAGGAAAUUUCAAUUAAACAAUGAAAUGUAUUAACUUAUUGUCUGUGCCUUGCAUCAGAUCAUUGGUGAACCCCAAAAUUACACCAAAAAGAUCAUUGACUAAAGCCGCACAUAUUAUCAUGGAUAUUAAAGAAUUUGCUAAAAUAUCGGAUAGCCGUAUAGAUGAGUUAUCGCGAGAUUUAAAUGAACUUAGUCUGAAAAUCUGGAAUAAACCCGAGACUCAAUACCAAGAAACAUUCGCUCACAAAUUGUUGACGGAAACUUUGAAGAAGCAUGGUUUUGAUGUCACACCACAGUUUACACUGCCAACUGCCUUUCGUGCGUCAUAUGAACUGAAUGGUGAUGGUAAAGGUCGUAAAGGGCUGACUGCUGGAAUAAUUUGCGAGUAUGAUGCAUUGCCGGAAAUUGGCCACGCUUGCGGGCAUAACCUUAUUGCCGAGGCUGGAAUAGCUGCUGGUCUAGGUUUGUUGAACCCAUCAGUUAUCAUCCAACUAUUUGCCCUUCAUGAGUAAAGUUGUGUGGCAUAUUAGACAGAGUAAUAGUAACUGAUUAAUCAAUCUUCGUAUCUGAUUAAUUAGUAUCUGAUUAAUUAGUGUCUGAUUAAUUAGUAUCUGAUUACAAUCUUCAGUGUAUUGCAAGCUAGCUGAAUGCAUGCAUUGGGUGAUAAGACUUUCCCCUUCAUAAGACUUUCCCUUUCAGUGGCGGAAAACCACAACCCCCCCCCCCCACCUUUAUGGAAAAUUGAUGAAUUUUCGGAAAUUCUGACCUAAAAGAGGGCUAAAAACAGCCUUGUCGAGUGCAAAUAGGGGGGGGGGGGUUGUCAGAAAGUUUUGUCGGAAAUUUUGAAGUCUUUGCACCCCCACACACUGGAAAAAGUGAAUUUCCGCCACUGCAUUUGGCAAAUUAACCCAUUGAAGCGAGUAGCAACACUCUUCCCUUGAUGAGUUUGAGCAUUAGACAGAUUAUAAUUAUCUGGCAUUAAACAGAGUAAAAGAAUAAAGUAGGACACAAUGCCACUCAAAGGAUUUAGGGACCGGUCAUUAUUUAUGGUGGGGGGUGGCACCGAAGAGAAAAGGGUUGGGCAAACGAAAUUUUGAGUGAGUAAAAGGUUGGGUAAAUGAAAAAUAAAACAACUCAAGGGUUGGGUAAUAAAAGUUUAAUGUCAUUUCCAAAGCAUGACUCACUCAAAUAUUGGAGACUAAAAAGCAAUGUCAACAGUCAUAUGUCAAUAGAAUAUGUAAAUCAAUCAGAGUCAAUAUCUUGAUCAUUUUCCGAUUUGUUGGGAUCGAGACAAAUGGUGUCUCCAAAGAAAGUACAUGUGCAGACAAGAUGCAACCUUAUUUCACAAGCCGUUAUCAAACUCAUGUCACAGAAGUGGUAAAGGACAUGUGUGACAACUGAAUGGUAUUCGUUUGUAAAGUUUUUGGCCAGGGGUGGGUAUUUUUUUUUAAUAGAUAUUUGAGGUUGGGUAAUCAAAUUCUUGACUUUUUAAUGGUUGGGUCAGCAAAAUUUUUGCCACGAAAAACAUUUCUCUUCAGUGCCACCCCCCACCAUAAAUAAUGACCGGUCCCUUACUGUGAUUUAUUGGCCUAUUGUACAUAUAUUUAGCAAUGGCUGUAAGGCUAAAUGAUAUUUCAUUUCUCUUAUAAUCUAGGUGUUCAAGCAGCAUUAAAAGCUGCACCCACUUCUGAUCUUGGUCGAGUCAUUGUGUAUGGCACCCCGGCUGAAGAAGGGGGUGGUGGCAAAGUCAAAAUGAUAAAUAACGACUGUUUCAACGAGGUUGAUUUCAUCAUGAUGGUCCACCCAAAUCCUUACGAUGCUGCUUUUCCAACAUACAUUGCAUGUGCAACAGCGACAGUCAUUUUCAAGGGCCACUCUGCUCAUGCCUCUGGUGGCCCAUGGGAAGGUGUGAAUGCACUCGAUGCAGCUGUUAUGGCUUACAAUGGUAUUAGCACGAUGCGGCAACAGAUGAAACCAUCAUGGAGAGCCCAUGGGAUAAUUGCCGAGGGUGGAACAGCAUUUAAUGUCAUUCCAGCAAGAACUAGACUUGUGUGUGGUGUUCGGGCACCAACAGUACCGGAGCUCAAGAUUUUGAAAAAGAAAAUACACUCUGUGUUUGAAGCUGCAGCCCUUGCUACAGGUGGAUAAAUAUAGGGAUAAAUAUAGUUCUAGGCUGCACACUAAAGGAGCAGUCUUAUCAUAAUUAUGUAUGAUAUGCUAGCCUUGAAAUAACCGGGUUAUGCCAUCUGGUAUUAGACAAGAAAGAUAAGAAAGUAGGGUACAUUAAGUUGCAAAUUGGCUAAAUUAAUUAUUCAAUUUAUUUUUUUCUAGGAUGUGAAGUGGAAAUAAACUGGAGCAAACUGCCAUAUAAAAACCUGGUCACAAACUCAAUUCUAGCUGAUAUAUACCAAAAAAAUGCAGCAGAGUUGGGAGUGCCUUACUUACCUCACCAUGAGCAAGUAGCCAAGCAUGGGGGAUCCACUGAUAUGGGCAAUGUCUCCCAAGUUAAACCUGCAAUACACCCGAGAUAUUAUGUGUGCGAUGAGAUCACACAUUCACCUGAAUUCCAAGUUGAAGCAGGCACAGAGAAAGCCCACCGUUAUACGCUGAUAGCCGCCAAGUCAAUGGCGAGGACAUGUUUACAUGUCAUGUGUAAUCAAGAAUUAAUGAAGGACAUUAAUUCAGAGUUUACCAAAAGUGUGAAAGAGCAAGGGGGGGAAUUGGAUGAUUAA
Molecule: messenger RNA, 11826 nt
Organism: Paramuricea clavata
Lineage: Eukaryota; Metazoa; Cnidaria; Anthozoa; Malacalcyonacea; Plexauridae
Source: the annotation of a GenBank genome assembly